UCCAUGACGUACAAACAUGGCUGCGUCCAUUGCGCGGUCAUGCCGAAGCGUGUGCAGAGUUAAAUCACAUGUCAUAUUAACAAAAACAUCUUCAUUCCACUGUUCUCCAUCUAAACGAAGCGGGAUCCUCUUAUCCCUGCAUAACCGAGGCCUCCUGAAGGAGUCGUUCCCUGAGCGCGCAGCUCAAGCUGAGCUCCCGGAUCUGCUCCGGUCCGGUCCGCAGACCGUCUACUGCGGCUUCGACCCGACCGCGGACAGCCUUCACGCCGGAAACCUGCUCGCCAUCAUCGGCCUGCUGCACUUCAGAGCCGCGGGUCAUGGCGUCAUCGCGCUGCUCGGCGGAGCCACGGCGCAGAUCGGGGAUCCGAGCGGGAGGUCGGCCGAGAGAGAGCGCCUCUCCCCGGCUACGGUGGAGCAGAACGCCCGCGGGAUUCUGGAGAGCCUCCACCGGAUCUUCACCCACCACGAGCUGCACUUCUGCCCGGACCCGAGCAGGCUGGGCCGGCUGACGGUGCUCAAUAACCGCAGCUGGUACAAGGACUGGCAUGUGCUGGAGUUCUUCUCGGAGGUCGGAAGAUGUUUUCGGAUGGGCACGAUGCUCAGCAGACACAGCGUCCAGUCUCGGCUGAAGAGCGCGGAGGGCAUGAGCUUCACCGAGUUCUCCUACCAGCUCUUCCAGGCCUUUGACUUCUACCGUCUGCAUCAGCUGCACGGCUGCAGGAUCCAGCUGGGCGGAACCGAUCAGCUGGGAAACAUCAUGAGCGGACACGAGCUCAUCCACAGAAAGACAGGAGAGGAAGUGUUCGGCCUGACGGUUCCUCUCGUCACUACCUCGAUGGGCGAUAAACUGGGGAAGACGGCCGGCAACGCUGUCUGGUUGAACCCAGAUAAAACAUCCCCCUUUGAGUUCUAUCAGUACUUCCUCCGCCUGCCAGAUACCAGCGUGGAAGGGUACCUGAAGCUCUUCACGUUCCUGCCGCUAGCGGAGGUGGAGAAGGUGAUGGAGCAGCAGAGGCGGGACCCGGGCAAGAGAAUCGCCCACAAACGCCUGGCCGCUGAAGUCACCAAGCUAGUCCAUGGGAAAGAGGGGUUAGAAAGCGCCAAAAGGUGCACCAAUGCUCUGUACCACAGUAAUAUCCAGGCCCUGGAGCAGAUGAGUGACACUGAACUCCAGGAGCUUUUCCGAGAGGCUCCGUUCCAUGAGCUGUUCUUGGAUCCGGGGACGACGGUGCUGGACGCCUGCAGACGGGCACAAGCCAUUCCUGAGGGACCGCGUGGGUAUCAGAUGAUCCAGGAUGGUGGAGUUUGGAUCAACCACCAGAGGGCAGCAAACCCUGAGCAAGUUCUGGUUCUGGGUCAGCACAUCCUCUCUAACGGACUCAGCCUGAUCCGAGUGGGCAAGAGAAACUUUUACAUCCUAAAGUGGCUUAGUAUGUGAAUUACCAACUGGGAUAUACACGUUUUGCCUUCAGAAUGAACUGUGUGCAACUGUGGAAACUGUAACAGAAACUAUCCUGCAACCCCGAAGCUCCCCAGCAGUGGUCAGUAGAGGUCUGUUUUGGCUCAGGACAGUAACCUGUGCUCUGUCUGCUUGAACUUAUCAAAGACUUUGAAAUUAUAUGUUGAAUUGUGCUGUUGAGAAUGUGUGUGGAAUAUAUCAAAGACAUGAGAACAGA
This is a messenger RNA of Megalobrama amblycephala (Wuchang bream), 1676 nucleotides long. It is a transcript of the gene yars2, whose product is annotated as tyrosyl-tRNA synthetase 2, mitochondrial. Bases 17 to 1438 code for a protein of 473 amino acids. The record is from RefSeq and is a predicted model, not a curated record. Gene Ontology annotation, cellular component: mitochondrion; cytosol. Gene Ontology annotation, biological process: tyrosyl-tRNA aminoacylation. Lineage: Eukaryota; Metazoa; Chordata; Actinopteri; Cypriniformes; Xenocyprididae. The transcript is spliced from 5 exons. Gene Ontology annotation, molecular function: RNA binding; ATP binding; tyrosine-tRNA ligase activity.